AUGGCGGCUGCUAGUUACCCCGAAUUCACUGCAGGUCCAACAUGGAUACGUAAAAUGCGUACCCUAUUCCGUCGGCUCGACUCCUCUGGACAUGGUUACUUAAUGGUUGAUGAUCUCCUAGAAGUUGGAACGUCAAUAUUCAAUGUUUAUCCUAAAAUGGCAGCGUAUAAAUACGAUGAAUUAGUCAAAAUGUUAGUAUACAUGUGGUAUCAAGUCAUUUGUACACAUGUACCACGUCAGUCAGCGACUACAAUGAAUUUAAAUGAGUCAAUAUUUGUAGAUAAUAUGACAAAAGCAAUGAAAGGUAAAUUUCGUGAACAAUUCGAUGAACAUUUUAUCACUCCAAUGUUUUGUGCUAUGGAUCAAGAUGAUGAUGGUAAGAUAACUGGACCAGAAUUUCAAACCCUGAUGGUUGCAUGGAAAUCAGUACCGAAAGAUUGUGAGCUAAUCUUUAAAAUGCACGCUGAUGCAGGUCGAAUGAAUAAAGAGAACUUUUUAAAAAUUUUUGUUGAUUUCUUUAUGUCGGAUGAUGGAAAAAGUAAAGCUGUACGGCUAUGGGGACCACUGUUAAAUUAUAAACGUGCUGAAGACUAUGGUACACUUGAUUGUGGACCUGUAUGGGAGGGGAAAAUGCGUACCAUGUACAGACGCUUAGAUGUCAAUGAAACAAUGAAAUUACGUUGUCAUGAUUUAUUACAAAUUGGUCAAUUUCUUGUUCAAAGAGCUCACUUGGAUAGAAGACGUUCAGAUGCUGUUAUGCGUGCCAUGUUACAUAUAUGGGUGAAAUUUUUAGCUGUAGACAAAGCUGGUGAACAUUUAGACGAGAUUAGAGAAAUUGAAUUUGUUCAUAAUAUGAGAGAAAUGAUCAAUGGAGAAUUUCGUCAUGAAAUAGAUCAAUUUGGAUGGACAUUCUUCAAAGCUAUUGAAGUUGACAAUAGUGGUUUUAUAUCACAAGCAUCCUAUCGAACUUUACAAGAGGCUUGGCAUGUUGGACGGGAAGAAGCUGAAGGAAUGUUUAAAAUGAUUGACAAUGAUAAAGACGGAAAAAUCAGCAGUGAUGAAUUUCUUACUGCAUGGAAUGAAUAUUUUCUCAGUGAAGAUCCACAAAGUCCGUAUAGAAUGUUUUUUGGACCAGUUAUUUCAAGACCAACAGAAGCCCGAUAAAUACACAUCAAGUUAUAUCCUUCAUGCCGCCCUGUCCCUAUUGCCUUCUGAAAGGUGAAAAUUGAAAAUUUAGAAUGAAAAAAAAGCGUUCUAUUCUUAACAAUAUUCUCUUAGACUAUAUAUACAUAAAUAUCUAUUAUGCUGCUACCACUGAAAUUCGCCUUAUUUUAGCUUGAUUUAUUCGUUUGUACGAAACACUCUUUGUGUUUAUAUAUAUAAACAAACACUACUUGAUCAUUCUGUAUGAAAUCAACACUCUGAUUGUCUCAAGCAAAAAGACAUCAGUAGUUUUUUUUUAUUUUCCACACCUUUAGAUUUUGAUCUACUUACUUAUUUGCUUUACCGCUUCAAAAUGGUCAGACAAAAAGUUGAAGACCUACACUGUUGAACUGAUUUGCAUAAGAAGGUGCAGUUUUAUCAAUACAACGACAGCAGCAGUUUUUGUCUUCUUUUGUCUAAGUAAUUAUUAUUACCACGAACCAUGUGAAUUUGACUUUGAAAAGAAUUCAUAGCUGUCAAAUGAUAUCGCAGAAAUGCAUAUCUUGAUUCGCAGUGAAUCGUCGAUGGCUGGAUUUCUGGAUUUCUGUUCUCUCCUUUCUACUUCUGCUCACUCUGCGUCAUUUUAGAUGCGCUCUGUGAGGCACACGCACACACAACUUUAGCUUAUGGUUUUUGUUGUCUUUAUCUUUCUGGUAGUAUUCCAAUUGAUUCACUACAACUUUGAAAUAGUUCAACGAUAUGUUACUGCAUGUAUUACAAUAAGGUUUCUUUGACAUUUGAAUAUUACUCAACAAGAAAAAGAUAUAUACAUAGAAUAAAGUUCUG
Messenger RNA from Trichobilharzia szidati, 1989 nucleotides. Lineage: Eukaryota; Metazoa; Platyhelminthes; Trematoda; Strigeidida; Schistosomatidae. The record is from the annotation of a GenBank genome assembly.